UAUAUAAAAAUUAAUAUACUGAAAUACUCAAAUAUAUCUAAUCUAUAUACAAUAAGUUUAGAGCAGUUCGUGUAUCCGAUCGGAUCUCAGAUAGAACCUAAAUCCAAACCAAGAUAUGCAGGUCUAAAAAAAGAUGACCCAACAUGUACUUUAGCAUAGAUCUAGACCUCUAUCUGUAUUAUCGGAUGCAGAUAAAAUGUUCAGGCCUACGUAUAACCUUAUGGUACUACAAAAUCAACAAUAAAUUGUAUUACACUCAGUUUAUGUCGAGAUCGAUUGAUAUUUUAGAAUAAAAGUAAUUUUCUAUAUUAAGAAAAAAAAUUAAAAUCCUGAUUAAUAUAUUUUAAUGGAUCGUUUUUGUAAACACUAUCUACAGAGAAAAACAAUAGAUGAGGCUCUCCUAUAAAUAAGAGUAGUCUAUAAAUAAUACCACACACAUGCCUUUAAAGUCUUAAUCACUCCACACAUUGAACGAAAAGCCCCACACACACAAUGGAACCAAAGCUGACACAUCUUUGCUAUUGCCUUCUAGUUUUUCUUCCACUACUCUCUCAAUCCGCCAUAGCCAAUCCUUCAUCAUCACCAAACCAUAGCAACAAUAUCAACUUCAUCGUAUCCUCAUGCCGCACCACGCGUUACCCUACUCUCUGCGUCAAAUGCCUCGCAGCUUUCGCCAGCAAAAUCCGCUGUAACGAAAACCGGUUAGCUCAAACCGGUCUAGCCGUUACUUUAGUCCGGGUUCGGUCCACGACGGCCUACUUAGCUAAGCUGACUAAAGCAAGACGUGUCAAACGCAGAGAGUACUUAGCAGUGAAAGAUUGUGUGGAGAAUCUUGGAGAUGGCUUAACGAUGUUGGCUCAGUCGAUGAGGGAAAUGAAACGAGUGGGUCGAUCCGGUCGUGGUCGGGAAGAAUUCUUGUGGCGGCUGAGUAACGUUGAGACUUGGGUUAGCGCUGCUUUAACAGAUGAGACAACGUGUCUUGAUGGCUUUGAUGGGAAGUUUAUGGAUGGUGUGGUGAAAAUGGCGAUUAGAAGACGAGUGGUGCAUGUGGCUCGAGUUACUGGUAAUGCAUUGGCUCUUGUAAACCGGUUCGCGUCUCGUCAUAAAUCAUAGAUUCAAGUAAAAAAAUCAAAAGAGUAUUCGGUCCUUAAUUACUUUUUGUCAUAUCUUCCUUUUUCUUCUGUUUCGCUUUUGUUUCUUUAUGAUAGUUUGUAUUUAUUUGUAGUCUUGCAAUAUUAUGCUUUUGUCAUGGUUUGAGUAGAGAUAACGAUUAUAUAUGUUGAGUUUAUGGAAAAAAUGGCCACAAAUUAAGAGUA
This is a messenger RNA of Brassica rapa (field mustard), 1316 nucleotides long. Its product is annotated as pectinesterase inhibitor 9. Gene Ontology annotation, molecular function: enzyme inhibitor activity. Lineage: Eukaryota; Viridiplantae; Streptophyta; Magnoliopsida; Brassicales; Brassicaceae. Gene Ontology annotation, biological process: negative regulation of catalytic activity. The record is from RefSeq and is a predicted model, not a curated record.